AGUUGGUACUUUUAUUCUGUAAUAUCAGGAGGAAAUAGUCAAUUUGCGCUGACACCAUGUUCGAAUCACUUUGUCCGAACUUCAAAGCAGUGUUUAUUUAUAUCAUGUUAAAUAUUUAUUAUUAGAUGUUAAUUUUUGAAAACAAUCCAAUGAAUUUUUGUAUCGCUAAUCUUUUCGGGUGUAUAUCGAACUUGUAAAAUAAGUUGAAACUCGUGUUGUUUGUAUAUUCGAUAGUGCAGUUAAUUCAGUGUAUAUUAUCAAGUAUUAUUGAUAACAAGGUAUUACAUUAUUAGUAAAUAUAUAUUUUCAUCAUAAAAGUUUGAAAAUACGAUUAUAAAUAUUACAUGUGAGCCGGUGAAUAUGGUAUAGCCGGCAAGGUGGGUCGAAGAGAGUAUGGCCAGAGUGCGGAUGUUCAGAUGGACUUGGGUUUGGGCUUGGACUGCGUUAGCUGGACUAUGCGCUCUGGCCGCAACCGAGAGUCAACAGCAAUGCCCCCCGGUAGGCGAGAUAGCACCGUGUUCCUGUACGGUAAAAAAGAACGGCCUGGAUAUUCUCUGCGAAUUCACUGAUCAGCAACACGUCAACGAUGCCAUGGGCAAACUGAAAGGAAAGUCUCUGGUCAUUUUCUAUUUGAAACUGAGACAUAAUAACCUAAAAAAAUUGACCGGUUUCAUUUUCUUGGGUUUGGACAUCAGGCAUCUUACAAUCCAUAAUAGUAGUUUAUCUGUCGUGGAAGAAGCAUCACUUAGUUCUAUAGGAAAAAUGUUGACCCAAUUAGACGUAUCACAAAAUAGUUUAACGAUGGUCCCAUCGGCAGCUUUCAGAAAUCUCAACCAAUUGCUUAUUUUGAAUAUGAAUCACAAUAAAGUGACCAGUCUCCAUGCUAAAGCUUUUCAAGGAUUGGAUACUUUGGAAAUACUCACGCUUUAUGAAAAUAAGAUAACUAACAUCGACAUUGACGCUUUUGUAGGACUCGAAAAGAAACUGAAACGACUGAAUUUGGGUGGAAAUGGUUUAACUUCUGUACCUCAGAAGUCCCUUGCAAUUUUAGAUAUGCUGAAGAAGUUGGAAAUGCAGGAGAAUAGGAUAUCUGAAAUAAAGGAAGGUGAUUUUUAUGGUCUUAAAAAUUUGGAUUCGUUAGGUUUGGCUCAUAAUAAAUUACGAAAAGUUCCAGCAAAAGUAUUUUCACAUCUGACGAUGUUGAAUUCCUUGGAAUUAGAGGGAAAUAACAUCGACACAAUUGAUCCAGAGGCUUUUGUAGGACUAGAAGGAAAUCUUCAGUAUCUUCGACUAGGCGAUAAUAACAUCCACACAAUUCCAACAGAUGCACUGAAAGAACUGCACCGGUUGCGUCAUUUGGAUUUGAGAUCGAACAACAUCAGUUAUAUAGCAGAAGAUGCCUUUUCAGGAUAUGGAGACUCGAUAACUUUUCUAAAUUUGCAAAAGAACGAUAUAAGAACAUUGAGUGGUAUGGUUUUCGAAAAUCUGAAUUCUCUAGAAACACUCAAUUUACAAAACAACAAACUGAUGCAUGUUCCUGAAGAUGUAAUGGAUCCUGUUUUAGAUACUCUCCGAGUUGUUGAUAUAAUGGAUAAUCCGUUACUUUGCGAUUGCGAGCUUCAGUGGUACAAAAAUUGGUUGCGUAAUCUGAAAGAUAAAGACGACGAUCUGAUGCAGAAGAAACGAACGGUUUGUACAAUGCAACACGAACACCGAGAGUACAGUCUUCAGAGUCUACCUCUGGAUAAGAUGAAGUGUGUUCCGAAAAUAUAUGAUUUAGGUGUAAACAGAGCUGAUUACGGCACUCAUUCUGUUUUAUCAGUAGUCGCCAUUACGGGCACCACUAUAUGUGUUUUAGCUAGGUAUUUUCAACCGUAAAUAGAAUUUAGUGAGUUAGUAUACAAGCUAAAGAAGAUCUGUGUUAAUUUGUAAACAUAACAUUUACGAGAAAAAAAGUGUUUUUAUUAUAAAAUUUAUAGUUACGUAUAAGUUAUCAUAUUAGGCAGCGUGUAUUUUUAUGAGUUAAAUCACAAGCUUUUUUGCUCUAAGAUCUUAAAGUGUAUCACUAGUAGCUGUUUGGGAUAUUUUUUAAAUACACCAUGAAUAUUCAUUGAGGUAUCUUGUCAAUUAGACGUUAAAGAUUCCAUCUUUAUGUUUAUAUGAAAAAUAGGUACCAAUGUGAUAGUUUCAUGGGGUAUUUCGGGGAAUAUAUACAUAGGAAUUGUUCAAGAAAAUGAGUCUAAUACGUAGAAUUAUUUCAUCUUUUGUAUACCAAACUCAUGAAAAUAUUUUAACUGCAGUAGUUGAUUGACGUCGUUAAGAAGCAUCGAGUCAUGUUUCACAAAUAUAAUCCACCCUCAAUCAUUACAAAAAUUGAUAUUAGCUCAAAAGGUACAAAAACAAACAUUCCUAAGACAUUUUAAAUAAUUAUUGUUAGAAUAGAAAUAAAUAAUUCCCAAAUUUUGAUACAUAUUUGAAAAGAAAUAGUUUUUGAAAUAUGGUGAUUGACUCUAUUUGAUUGUUAUUUCCAGUACAAUCAAAAUUAGGCUACAUUAUACUAAAUAAUCAAGCUAUUACCAAUUGGAAAUUUCCAAACAAAUAUUUGAUACUGACAGCGAGAGUGAUCUUUAGAAAAUCACUUAUUAAUAUAUAAAAAAUGAGUUAAAUUAUUUUUUUUAUAUUAUUUGUAAGAUCCAAUGAAAAGACCACAGAAACUUAUUGAAACAAUGACCUUAAUGAUUGAGAUUCACAUACAAACAUCGCAAAUGAAGUUUAUUCAAUGCUAUAGUACAUCUUUUGACACAAAGUAUGUUUCAUUUUGAUUUUUAUUUCAGCCGAUGCUUUCUCCUAGAUCAUUUUAUGUUGUUUAUACAGUACCAAUAGCUAUAACCAGACCGAAAGAUUCACGGUGCACUUCACUAAGUAAAGGAUAUAUCAAGCGAGAUAAACCAGAAAUAGAUUUCAAACAAUCUGGUUGACUGUAAUGUUCUCUUUUGAAAUGAUAUCUUCUUCAUCUACUUGGAACAAACCCAGUUAAUGGUUAACCAGGUGCUGACUCUUCAUUUUCUGCUGCUGUUCUCAAAACAUAAAGUAUCUUCUGGUACUGUUGGUGGUUUCUCAUUUUCCGUAAUUAUAUGCUGUUUUUGAUACUUACGGGAUAUAAACUAGGAAGGAUUGACUGAAGAAAAAUAUUAAA
Messenger RNA from Diorhabda carinulata, 3196 nucleotides. RefSeq names its product protein slit. Gene Ontology annotation, cellular component: extracellular matrix. Bases 394 to 1878 code for a protein of 494 amino acids. Gene Ontology annotation, molecular function: protein binding. NCBI's taxonomy places the organism in Eukaryota, Metazoa, Arthropoda, Insecta, Coleoptera, Chrysomelidae. The transcript is spliced from 9 exons. The record is from RefSeq and is a predicted model, not a curated record.